CUAGCUGUCAAAUUUGAAACUCCUUUCCUUCCGUUAUUUACUAUUUACAUUACAUUUUCAUUCCAUUUAAACAUGGAAAAGGUUCCAAUUAUAAUUUACUAUUAUUUAUAGAUUAUGUGUUAUAUCUGGCAGUAAUAUGGUGUGACAAAAUAAUAAAGGACAUUGCAGAUUUUAUGUCGUAUACAAAAGUUGUAGUUAUGCUUUGAAAUGAAUUCAAAAAUAUAUAUUGGAUUGAUUGUUUCAAUUAUAGUAUUGAUUUUAGUGUAUCUAAACGUUGAACAUAAAGUUCAAGGCUGGGAUAAAAAUGUAGAUAGGAAUGUAAGUCAUUAUUUAAGUCACAUAUCCACACAAAUCGUUCCUACACGUUUUUGCAAUGAACCAUUAAAGACAUUAAUAAUAGUCACAUCCGCACCAUCCAAUGAAAAUGAAAGACAAACUAUAAGAGAAACUUGGGGUAAUACAGAGGAUAUCAAGAAAUAUAAUAGCACAGUCAUGUUUUUUACUGGAAAGUCAUCGGAUCCAGAAAUACAGAAAGCAAUAUUGACUGAAUGUGAAAAAUACGAUGAUAUAAUUCAAGAAGAUUUUGUAGAGUCCUAUUUUAAUCUGACUUUAAAGUCAACACUUAUAAUGAGACUCGUAUCUAAUCGGUGCAUUGGAAGAGCACAGUAUUUGUUAAAAAUUGACGAUGAUAUGUUUUUGAAUGUCCCUAAUUUAUUUGAAAUGAUCGUUGAAAAAAAUAAGUCAGAAAAUCUUUUGAUAGGGUUGAUGGAAUGUAAUGCUCGUCCAAUAAAGGAUCCGUUUAGUAAAUGGUACACCCCAAAUUACUUAUUUAAUGAAACAGUUUUCCCUAAUUUUGUAGCUGGUAUCUCAUAUCUUAUGUCAGUGGACACGAGUCUAAAAUUAUAUAAGGCUGCAUUGACAACGCCACUUUUUCAUUUAGAAGAUGUAUAUUUAACAGGUUUAUGUGCAAGAAAUGCAGGAAUACAUCCAGAACACAGUAAUCAAUUUAUCCGAAGUGCACCAGAUGAUGAACCUUGUCAAUUUAAAAAUUAUAUUGCCAUCCAUGAUAUGACGCCCAGUAGAAUGAGGAAUACUUUCUACUCUUUGAGUGAUUCAAGUCUAAUGGGCGAAUGUAGCAAUUACGAAGAAAUGUUUAAUGUAAGACAAUGGAUGUGGAACACUUUAUUUACCCCAUAUUCCCGUUCAAAACGAAAAAGGCUGUGUAAUUAAACGUUUUUAAUAGAAAUAAUAAUAAAACCUGUUAGUUAA
This is a messenger RNA of Diabrotica virgifera virgifera (western corn rootworm), 1269 nucleotides long. Its product is annotated as beta-1,3-galactosyltransferase 1. The transcript has 5 exons. The record is from RefSeq and is a predicted model, not a curated record. Gene Ontology annotation, molecular function: hexosyltransferase activity. Lineage: Eukaryota; Metazoa; Arthropoda; Insecta; Coleoptera; Chrysomelidae. The coding region runs from base 208 to 1230 and encodes 340 amino acids. Gene Ontology annotation, cellular component: membrane.